Messenger RNA from Fopius arisanus, 752 nucleotides. Its product is annotated as protein Asterix. Bases 244 to 576 code for a protein of 110 amino acids. Gene Ontology annotation, biological process: protein insertion into ER membrane. Gene Ontology annotation, cellular component: endoplasmic reticulum membrane. Lineage: Eukaryota; Metazoa; Arthropoda; Insecta; Hymenoptera; Braconidae. The transcript is spliced from 2 exons. Gene Ontology annotation, molecular function: protein folding chaperone. The record is from RefSeq and is a predicted model, not a curated record.
UAUUCGACUUUUUUUAUUCGAUUUUUGAGCGAUAGCCAUUAUGCUCUUCUUUUUAUGACUGGGUCUCAUAAUUCAAUUAGAAGAACAGUCAGAAUUAAAUCUGAUACAUUUUGAUUCGUCAAGAACUACUUGCUCUUCUUCAGGGAAUAAAAGUGGAGUGUCAGUGUCGACAGAGCCGAUAGUGUAAUAAAUAUUUGCAUCCACUAACCUCAAAAUAUCUGGAAAUCCACAGGUCCUUUCAGGAUGCUGAACUCGUCAGAUCCUCGUCGUCCUGAUAAGGAAAUCAGGUACAAGCCGUCAGUGGCGAGUGGUCAGGCCCAGCCAGGUGAUGAUUUAACUCCUGACUACAUGAACAUCCUGGGGAUGAUCUUCAGCAUGUGUGGACUGAUGAUGAGACUGAAGUGGUGUGCAUGGGUAGCUCUUUACUGCUCGUGCAUUAGUUUUGCCAAUUCGCGAGUGACAGACGACACUAAACAAAUACUCAGCAGCUUCAUGCUGUCGAUAUCAGCUGUUGUUAUGUCCUAUCUUCAGAAUCCUCAACCGAUGACUCCCCCGUGGGCAUCGGCUCUCCAAUAAUAUUGCAAUUAUUCUCAUCUCAUUGAAAUUUCAAGACCCUCAUUAAUUAUUAUGUAUGAAAGACAAAUGAAAAAUUCUUUCUAAAAUUCAUUAAUGAAUGAAUAAUAAAUAGAUAAAUGGCCAUCAAAAGUGAGAAGUGAUUAAUAUUAAUAAAUAAAGAAAUUAUAGUAAAUUGA